AGAUAACUCGGUCUGGCGAUAGCUUCAGAUAACUCGGCCCAGGGGAUUGACGGAAACGACAAAGCUGAGAUUCUCGUACAGAUCCAAAUAUUGCGGGUGAUCUGAGAAAUGUCUCUACGGGAGGUUCCUCGGUCUGCACGACAUGUCCUGAGCAGGCUCUCGUGCUGGAAGCCAAGCGCGCCCAGCUUUCAAAGAUGUGCCUCAACGACGUCAUCCAAUGAGUCGGCCUCGGGCAUUGCAGACCUUGAGUCUGAGUCUGGAUUGAUGUCGCCUAUUGUUCAGCGGGAACAGGUCUCAGUGAUGGACCCAAGGAAAAGAGCAAGCCGCAGAAUACAAGAGCUACCCCACUCAAGAUACCGAUACGCGCCUCCAAAAUACUACAGAGGACCUUUGCAUCCUGUCCAACCGCCGCCUCAAUCCGACCCGGCAGCCCGCGACUUCGUACCUGGUCCCUUCAAUCUCCCGCGCCUGAAGCAAACAUUCCACUCCACCAUCGCCUCCGACAUCAUGACCCUCACCUAUAACCACGUCAUUCCCGGCACGCCCGCUAAGCCCGAGAGAAUCCGUCUGCGAGAAUGGGAUGAUUCGUCUCCAUACAUGGUAAACCGACCCAAGCGUGGACCGCGUGGAGCUGAGGUCCUGCUUCCCCUGGAAGACGAUAUUACCUUCCGUAACAUCCCGGAGAUCAAGGCUAUUCACCUGAACAUGUACACGCCCAAGGCCAAGAAGAACCCGGACCAUCUCCGUGUUGCCAGGGCAGUCAUGCAGACCAUCACGGGAGUCAGGCCCAUUGUAACCGCCACCAAGACGAGCGUAGCACAGUGGGGCAUUGUGAAGGGUGAUCGGACCGGUGUCCAGGCUUCGGUGUAUGGGAACCAGGCAUAUGAGUUUAUAGACAAGGUCAUUCAUCUAGUCUUCCCAAAAAUCAAGGAGUGGCAGGGUAUAUCAGGCACGACCGGUGACGGUGCGGGAAAUCUGGGUUGGGGUUUCGAAAAUACUGAGAUGAUGUACUUUCCAGAAGUAGAGGCCAACUACUCAAUGUAUCCCACCAAGAUGAUCCCGGGCUGUCACAUCAAGGUUGAGACUACCGCUAAGUCUGACAGACAUGCUAGACUACUACUGCAAUCUCUAGGCAUACCAUUUUAUGGUAAAUUGGUGGACUAGACUACGCACGAAUUCCUGACAGGAGCCGCUGUAUAUAUAAGAUUUGUAAAAAAGGGCACCAGUAUAGAGUGUAAGCCAUGUGUACAACA
Pseudomassariella vexata is the source of this 1253-nucleotide messenger RNA. RefSeq names its product 50S ribosomal subunit. Gene Ontology annotation, cellular component: ribosome; cytosolic large ribosomal subunit. Lineage: Eukaryota; Fungi; Ascomycota; Sordariomycetes; Amphisphaeriales; Pseudomassariaceae. The coding region runs from base 109 to 1164 and encodes 351 amino acids. Gene Ontology annotation, molecular function: structural constituent of ribosome; RNA binding. Gene Ontology annotation, biological process: translation. The record is from RefSeq and is a predicted model, not a curated record. The transcript has 4 exons.